Messenger RNA from Peronospora matthiolae, 789 nucleotides. The record is from the annotation of a GenBank genome assembly. NCBI's taxonomy places the organism in Eukaryota, Oomycota, Peronosporomycetes, Peronosporales, Peronosporaceae.
AUGCUACACCUCAAGUCUUUUGGCGAGCGAUUGCCAAUGCAGUCGAAGGUACUGACUUGUCUGAGCCGACAACGUUUGAAGAUGCUGUUGGUGGACCAGAUCAAGUGCAUUGGCAUAAAAAGGAAAGCUGAUGGAUCCAUCGAGAAAUACAAGGCGCGCCUCGUGGCAAAAGGGUUCAAGCAGAAAUAUGGCAUCGACUACACGGAAACGUUUUCGCCGGUAGUCAAGUACGUGACGCUGCGCAUGGUGGUUGCAAUCACGAAGUACUUUGGCUGGACACUGGACCAACUGGACGUGGUGACAGCUUUCCUAUACGGAGAAAUGAAGGAAAAUUUAUUCUGCGCGAUCCCAGAAGGAGUCGAAGUUGAUGAAGACUUUGACUGCUUUGAACUGGUCAAGGCGAUCUACGGACUAAAACAAGCAUCGCGCGUAUGGAACGAGACUUUUCAUGAGUUCGUCUGCUCCAUUGGAUUUCAAGUCUCCGAUUUUGACCCGUGUCUUUAUCUCAAGAUUACAAGUGGCGAGUGCGUGCUUUUGCUGGUAUACGUCGAUGAUGUGUUGGUGACUGGCAGCUCAACCGAACUGAUUAUGCGCAUUGAGAGUGACUUAAAGGCGCGUUUCGAAAUGACCGACAGUGGGAAGUGCGCAUUCGUGUUUGGCAUCGAGCUGGUGGACAACGACGACGGUAGCGUGACGAUGUACCAGCGACGCUACGUGGAAGAUGUUCUCAAACGUUUUGGCAUGAGCGACUGCAAAGCCGUCACCAGCCCAACAGACACCAGUUCUUGA